This is a messenger RNA of Venturia canescens, 1236 nucleotides long. It is a transcript of the gene trk, whose product is annotated as trunk. The record is from RefSeq and is a predicted model, not a curated record. Bases 338 to 886 code for a protein of 182 amino acids. The transcript has 5 exons. NCBI's taxonomy places the organism in Eukaryota, Metazoa, Arthropoda, Insecta, Hymenoptera, Ichneumonidae. Gene Ontology annotation, molecular function: prothoracicotrophic hormone activity.
CUUCAAUCCAUUCGGUGACAACGAGCCCCCAAAUAUUUUCCCAAUCUUUCUAAAUAUGAUCUCUCAUUUUUCUCGACCUUCAGGAAUGCGGAUAAAAAUACAUCGUUACGUAAUACGCUUAUUCAACGACGAGACAGGAUGGCCUGUCUCCUGAUCUGAUCGAAUGAGACUGAGGAGAAUGAGACUGUGCCACGAGCUGCAAAGCCCCCAAACAUCCCACAGAUUCGGAAAGAACAAUGGAAGAGUUUCUUCCCUAUCGAAUGACAGCUAAUGGCUUCAUUGUUUGAAAACUGAUGGAAUAUUCUUGCCAGUGGUACCCAAAGUGUGAACGGUGACGAUGGCGUUUUCAACAGUUACUAUCGUGAUAUUUUUUGCGAUCACACAAGUCACAAGAGUAAAUGCUUUUCGUCGUUGGAGCGAUGAUCCCUUGGAGCCCGAUUUCAUCGACAUUCGCAACGACUGCUCGAGCGAAGCUUGCCUUGCAUUAUUUCCAAAAAAACGUAAUGGAGAAAUCGAACAAGUGGAUGAAAAACCAAGACAGGUUCUAACACCUUAUCACAUAAUGGGAAGACCCUGGCAAGUGUCUUGUCCCUGUGAAACUCAAUACGAUAUACUAGAUUUGGGAUUGGACAGUUAUCCAAGAUAUUUGGCAACCGCCCGAUGCACACCGAAGACCUGUUACAACAAAUUCACUCCGUGCAGACUCAUACACUACAAGGUGCACAUUUUACGUCAACGUGACACGGGCGUUGAAAGCGAUAGAUCAGAAGAACAGCAGCAGUACGUCGAGCAGAUUGCGCUUCCCGAAUCCCUUCGUUUGAAAUGGGAAAUGAAGCCGAUAAAGAUAGCCGUAGCUUGCAUUGCAGCCGAUGGGAAGAAAAAUUGAGCAUCCUCAGUGUCAUGUAUCAUCGCGAAUAUUAAAGUGAUUGAGUAAGAAGGAAGAAGAAAAAAAUUCGGAUUGUAGAUCUCGCAAUUGUACAAGUGGAAGAAUUUAGUGGCUUCCAAUAAGUAAUCAAUGUAUACGCCCUUGGAGGUUUAAACGGAAAAUAAUUUUUCAUUUUUCGAGGUCAAUACUGUGAGAAAUUUCGUAAAAGAAAACAAACCAGUCUUGUAUCGCUUUGUAGAAUCUGACAUUGUUUUAGAAAAUUGUACUCUGCGAUAGCCCACAGUUCGUAACUCCUCGAAACUUUCACUUCACAUUCAAAGAUGUUGAGAAAAAUCUUGAAAAUAUGAUGA